Molecule: messenger RNA, 660 nt
Organism: Malassezia globosa CBS 7966
Lineage: Eukaryota; Fungi; Basidiomycota; Malasseziomycetes; Malasseziales; Malasseziaceae
Exons: 2
Coding region: 1-660 (219 amino acids)
Biological process (GO): translational elongation
Cellular component (GO): cytosol; eukaryotic translation elongation factor 1 complex
Molecular function (GO): guanyl-nucleotide exchange factor activity; translation elongation factor activity
Source: RefSeq, a predicted model, not a curated record
AUGUCCCUGCCAGACUUUUCUAACGCUGACACGCUCUCGAAGUUCGAGUCGUUCCUGACCUCGAAGUCGUACAUUGAUGGUCACGAGCCUUCGCAGGCUGACGUGGCCGUGUAUGAGGCCAUCAAGUCGCCAGUGGACAGCAACAAGUUCCCUAAUGUGUCGCGCUGGCAAGAGCACAUCAAGUCGUUCGAGGCUGAGCACGCCAACCUCAAGGGCGACAAGUCGAAGGCGGCUGAGCUUCUGAACUUCGGUGCUGCCGCUGGCGGUGAUGAUGACGAGGUCGAUCUGUUCGGCUCUGACGAAGACGAGGUCGACCCUGAGGCUGAGCGCGUCAAGGCUGAGCGUGUGAAGCAAUACGAGGAGCGCAAGGCUGCGAAGGGCCCUCGUCCUCCAGCCAAGAGUGUUGUAACCUUUGACGUGAAGCCAUGGGACGACGAGACGGACAUGACGGCUCUCGAGAAGGAGGUGCGUUCGAUUGAGAUGGACGGUCUCGUCUGGGGUGCCAGCAAGCUCGUGCCUAUCGGUUACGGUGUGAACAAGCUCCAAAUCACGAUCGUUGUUGAAGACGACAAGGUGUCCAUGGAUGACCUGCAAGACCGUGUGCAGGAGAUUGAGGACUACGUUCAGUCUUCGGACAUUGCUGCUAUGCAGAAGCUCUAA